Messenger RNA from Cylicostephanus goldi, 600 nucleotides. NCBI's taxonomy places the organism in Eukaryota, Metazoa, Nematoda, Chromadorea, Rhabditida, Strongylidae. The record is from the annotation of a GenBank genome assembly.
AUGCCAUACGUUCAAAAUGUAUGCGUAUCACUCAAUAUUUGUAGAACUGCUACUUGUACAAGUAGGACUCAGUUUGAUCCAGCAAAGUCACAAACAUUCGUGAAUGUCUCUGGAACGUGGAAUCAGGAUACUCAUGGAGCAGUAAAUGGUGUGCAAGGAAGAGACACCGUGAGGGUUGGCUCGACCGGCGAAACCCAAUUGCUGGCCAGUUGCAUCUUUGGAAUGGCUACAACGGUGUCAGAUCAGUUUGGUACUGCCAUGUCUGGCUACGAUGGAAUGCUUGGCCUUGGAGUCAACCCCAGCAGUGGAAUUCCCAGUGACCCUUUUUUGGUGCAGCUUGAUAAGAGCAAGACAUUGGAUCGAACAAUGUUUACCGUCUACAUGAACAAAAAUUCGCUAACGCAAGGAGCAAAAGCAGGAAGCGUGACAUAUGGUGCCACAGAUUCCAUCAAUUGCCUAUCGAACCCUAAAUAUUACAAGCUAUCAUCAAAUACCUUCAUCCAGCUUAAGGUAAAUAAAACUUCAAUAACAUAUAAUAUGAUACCAACAUUCUUUGACGAAGCAUGGAAAAAGCCGAAUACGCAGUGUUGUGGUCCAUAG